AUGAAAAAUCAGACAGCAUGUCAUGAGUUCUUGUUAUUUGGAUUUUCUGACCUUCCUGGUCUCCAGCUUCAUCUUUUUCUGAUGUUUCUGCUCCUCUAUGUGAUGACACUGACUGCGAACCUCACCAUCAUUGUACUGAUAUCUAGAGACCGGCACCUUCAUACCCCCAUGUACUUCUUCCUUGCUAACCUGGCUUGUAUAGACCUGUUGUGUUCCUCAGUCACAUCCCCACAGAUGCUGUAUAACUUACUGUCGAAGAGAUGGAGGAUUUCCAGAAUAUCUUGUGUAACCCAAGUUUUUUUCUUUAUCUUUUUUAUUGCAGCUGAAGUCUUCUUGCUUGCUGUAAUGUCAUGUGACCGGUAUAUUGCAAUAUGUCGUCCUCUGCAUUACAUGCAAAUUAUGCACAGGAAGAUCUGUGCCCAGCUGGCAUCAGGGGUAUGGACACUUGGCAUGAUCUAUUCCUUAGUGCAUUCCCUUUAUACAAUGAGACUAUCCUUUUGUGGCUCAGUCACUAUACACAGUUUCUUUUGUGACCUACCUCAGCUGUUCCAGAUCACCUGCACUGACACUUUUAUUAAUAUUGUGGUCUUCUUUGUUGCAGGGUCACCUCUUGGUCUAUUUACAUUUGUUAUAACCUUUAUCCCAUAUGUUAGUAUCUUUAGUACAGUGAUAAAAAUUCAUGGAAAAAACACAAGACUGAAAGCUUUCUCCACCUGCACCUCUCAUCUUACUGUGGCCUCUAUAUUUUAUGGAACUCUUGUUUUUAAUUAUUUUCGCCCCAACACAAGUUAUCAUUUGGAAGAGGAGAGGUCCCUAUCUGUGUGUUACACCGUGCUGACUCCUCUAGUAAAUCCUAUCAUCUACAGUUUAAGGAACCAGGAGCUUCAGGCUGCACUAAUCAGAAAUCUGCAUAAUAUGAAUUAA
Molecule: messenger RNA, 924 nt
Organism: Bombina bombina (fire-bellied toad)
Lineage: Eukaryota; Metazoa; Chordata; Amphibia; Anura; Bombinatoridae
Product: olfactory receptor 5V1-like
Exons: 1
Coding region: 1-924 (307 amino acids)
Biological process (GO): G protein-coupled receptor signaling pathway
Cellular component (GO): membrane
Molecular function (GO): G protein-coupled receptor activity; olfactory receptor activity
Source: RefSeq, a predicted model, not a curated record